UGUAGUCGAUUAGGUACAUGAGUCAACGCAGCGUCUCGGCGACGACAGAGCGGGAGUACCGCGAGCUGCUCGCAAAGGUCGAGGCGCAAAAAGCAGCAAGUAAGAAGGCGUCCGAGGCGCUCACGGAGCAGUCGGCCCUCACAACGCUCGUGACCGAGCUCGAGUGGCUCAAGAAGCGCAAGGCACGCGCCCACGUACGCGUUCAAAAGCGCUGCGACCACCUCAAACAUCUCCGCCUCUGGUUUGACUCGUACGAUGUCGACAAGUCGGGGGGCAUCUCGGUGCAGGAGCUCAUUUGGCCAAUGCUCGUCCUCGGCUUUGCCAACACCCUCGCCGAGGUCAAGGCGCUUCUUGUCGCCGCCGACAGCGACGGCGACGGUCAAAUUGGCUUUGACGACUUUGUCGAGCUCAUGAACGCUCACGACACCAACGGAAAAGACAGCGUCCACCCGCUCGAGAAGCUUGUGCAGCUCGUCGAGACAGGCCAGCUCGGGGACCGCAGUCUCUCGCUCCAGACGCUCUUGCCGUCGUACCAGCGGCAGCUCAUGCUCUCGGCGCUCAUGUCGUACGGGGACGUCGCGACGACGCGGGCGGAAGUGGUCGCUCGUGAGGCGAACGAGGCUAUGCUCAAACGAGCGACGAUCGCGCUUGGUGCGUCCAAAGACCUUGGUCGUGUCCUGCCACUCCAACUGCCCCAGCCACUGCCGCGCAAGAAGGCGUCCGUGGUCAUUCCCAACCUCUCGGGGACUUCGGUGCUCAACCCGGUCGUCGUGCAGCGCCGGCUUGUCUACGAGAGCAAGAAGGAGCGCCGUGCCCACGCGUCGGAAGCCAACACGAUGCAUCUUUUUCUCGAAAAUAUGUUGGAAACCGGCCCGGCUUCCGCAGGUCGGCGGUCGAAUGGCAACGCCUCGAUCAAGUAUUCUGCUCGCUAACGUAGUACGAGUUGUCAUUUCA
Molecule: messenger RNA, 954 nt
Organism: Saprolegnia diclina VS20
Lineage: Eukaryota; Oomycota; Saprolegniomycetes; Saprolegniales; Saprolegniaceae
Exons: 6
Coding region: 18-932 (304 amino acids)
Molecular function (GO): calcium ion binding
Source: RefSeq, a predicted model, not a curated record